Molecule: messenger RNA, 3711 nt
Organism: Fusarium verticillioides 7600
Lineage: Eukaryota; Fungi; Ascomycota; Sordariomycetes; Hypocreales; Nectriaceae
Exons: 7
Coding region: 1-3711 (1236 amino acids)
Biological process (GO): transmembrane transport; metal ion transport
Cellular component (GO): membrane
Molecular function (GO): metal ion transmembrane transporter activity
Source: RefSeq, a predicted model, not a curated record
AUGUCAGAUUUCAGCGAUGAGAUUGACACGGAAAUUGCCGCUGCCUCCUGGGAGCAAUCGCCGGACGCAUCUUCUUCAGCACCGACCAGCAACUCAGCAGACCGACAGCCCACGGAGAUCCAGACCCGAAUCCCCACCCGCCUUGUCUCCUGGUAUGCCCUUUGCCGCCUAGGGUAUAGGUUUCUUCAAGACGGAGACACCUUUGUCAUAUACGGGAUUCUAGGACCGAUUGAUUUAGAGGAGCUCUUUAGAUAUAGUGAGCGUUACCAGAAGGCCGACGAACGGGAUCAAGGGUCGCGUCCGCCAAUUCAACUCCCCAACGAAAGAAUUCCGCUAGGACUCGAAGAUGACAAGCCGGCUUACUCUGCCCGUAUUGCACCGGGCUCAACAACGCCUAUCAGCUCUCAUACCCACCCCGUCACGCCCAACGAAACAAAGGAUUCAAUAAUGAGGCCGUGGGUGAAUCAACUUCUGGUGUCAGACACAGUCCACUUGGGUGACGUCAAAGAACAACCGCGUGGCUCUCGAGGAGGACAAAGAUCCUCAGAUACAUAUAAUGCCUGGGUUAAAACAACGUCUCUUCUUCAAGAUGGAGAGGUUUCUACGAAGUUAACCACGAUCUGUAGUGCGCAUUGCUAUCAUGAGCACACAAGAUCGCACAAAACUGUUUUAAGGUGUACCCCAGAACAGAAGGAUGGAGUUGGUAUAGGAAGGAUGAGGUGGCUCCACUUACAUGGCACCAAAUCAGACUUAAGAACCUUAGAAGGCCUUGUUGCUGACUCCCCAUUCAUAUGCCUUCAACUCAAAUGUGUUGCAUUAAGUGUCGUUCGCGAACUGAUGCAGAAACAUGCUGAAUUUGAAGGCAAGAGUCCACAACUCAACACAGGGACUGUUCUCAGAAAGGUAGGGCGUAGCAUGUGGGCCGCUGAACAGGGAGACCUCAACGGAACGCAAGAUACUGAGCCUGUAGUUUUUCUGUCAACCCCCUUUCUGGCACUACCAGGAAUGGCACUUGAAGAUUGCCCGGAGAAAAAGUACACCAGAACACUGCUUGAGUUUCUUUAUGGGUUUAAAACUGGCGGCAUUGAGGAAACAUCAUUCAGCAACUCAACCUCGGGAGGCCGGGUAUCCAAUCUUUCGCGCAUUCUAAAGAUGCCCGAGGCACUAUUCUUGAUGAUUGGCGGAGGGACUUUAAUUAGCUCCUCCGUGUUGUCAUGGGAACAGAUGAUGUCAGGUACUGUCAGUGUCGAUAUUAGUAGCGAAAUCCACAGUAUCUGGCCAGUCGUUUACAAAGUUCGAAUAACAAGCCCCGAAACUUAUAUCAUUAUCGAGGAGGACUGUUCUUGUUCGGAGUUUAGGCAACUUGUCUUCAAGUCGUCGGGUAACUAUGGCCUGGAUAUCGAUGAUUUCCAGCUUGUUGAUGAGAAUGAACACGUUGUUGAUUCUACCACCUGGCUAUGCUACUUGACAUCAGGCGAGGUUGAAAGACACUCUUUCAAAUUGGUAAGAAUCUCUGUCGCAACCUCAAGCGAGGUUCCUCGAGACCCGGGGUCGGAAGCUUUCAACGAUGAUGAGAACGAAAGCAUCGAAGGGACCUUUGACGAACACAGUUCCAAUGGAGAAACCUUUGAAAGAACUAUGGAAGCCGCGAAACAGAUGUUUUGCCAAAGUAUAGGUAAAGGGACGCUUGUUCGAAACAUGCCGCCAGUACUUCCGACACUACCCUCGAUGCCUUUCAGCAAUACGGCCAAGGAUCAAAUUCCAUUCUUCGCUUGGCCUUUGACCCAGAAUACUGGCAAUAGUUCCCACACAGAUGGUACGAUGGCUCUCACGAGGUUACUAGCCAUGAUCGAUCAAUCUCUCAAAGAGCUCGGUAUUACUAAAGACUUACAUACUUUUAGCACGAGAGAUGAAGUGGUCUACAAAUGCCGGGUUCUCCAAUCAGUCAUAGAAGAAUGUGUAUACGUGCCGACACAGGAGGCUAAAGACCCCCUUCCGUGCGCACAACCUCCCAGCUCAAACCACAGGCAUAGAAAUCCAGAAUCUGAGAUUCUUGCCACUCUUCUGGCACUAUCGGAGGACAUUUUUGAUCUUUUUCUUCCACCAGCCGAUUGGUUCCUUGUCCCAGCUGUAGGUGCUUAUUGGGGCGCCUUGGAUUCCAUCAUGCGUCAGAUAUAUAUUUCAUCACUACGAAUGAAUACAUUUCAUCAGCAAUGUUCCUUCACGAUUUCAAAGGAAAUUCCAACUUCGGGCUCUGGAUUCACGUGCCUAUACACGAAGGCUUUACCGCCUCAUGGCUGUGAAGAUUGUAACAAAGAUACAGUAUAUUCUUCUCUAUAUGGCGCCUUGUCCCACCUGCACAGACAUCACAUCCAUUGCAACCCUGGAGAUCGAACCAUACUCAAUGACCCGUGCGUGGGAUGGGUCAAGUGGCAACCUUUCAGUUUCGAACCAAAGGACAACGUCGUGUCUGUUGCAUCCAGACUCGUUGAGACCUUGACUGAUGUUAGAGAAAGAACAAAGGGAAUUAGCCUGUCCGUCAGCGGCAAAGAAAAACGCGUCCCCGGGAGCCUCGUAUCUUGCUAUGAAACUCUCACCACCUUAUUAUACAAGACUGCAAAAGAGCUCUCAGCGAUUAACUCUGAGCGUUUACAGACUAUCAAGCGAUCUCAUGGGUACCGGCUAUGGCAGGGAGCGGCUUCACAUGCUCAGACUCACAACCUUGAAUCGAAGUUGAAGUGCCAGCUUGAGGACGCCAGAAGAGACGUAAUGAUGGCUAGCGAGACCCAGAUCGAUACAGAUCGCCUUACCAUCUCACCGAUAGGCCUUGAGUUUCUACUUAUAACGCUACUGCGGAACCUUCAUGACCAUCCCAUCCAUCCAGAGACAGAUCAGAAGCUGGACGUAGUUAGGCAUUGCCGCGAUAAGUCUACGGCGCUUCGGUUUGCUGCGGUUCGUGACCCAAGACGCCGCAGAUUUCUUGAAAUAUCUGCUCUGGAAGAGGAAAUGGAGGCCUUGCGGAUCAUUUUCGAAGUUCAAACACGUACGGUCAAGGCCUUUGCUCAGGUUCUGAGCCCCGACUUCUUCCCAAAAGACACCACAGAUCGGGAAGAUCUGGGAUACCGCAAGGAUAUGUAUGGUCUGGAAAAAAGGCACUUAGACACUCACAUACAAAGUCUUGCUGAAGAUGGAAAGACACUCGAAAUAUUACAGAGGAUCUUGACCGCCACAAGACACGACAUGAAACAGAUGAUUGAGGUACUCGACGAGGGUCACGGAAAGGCUAUCAGAGUGUUUACCUUCGUCACAUUGUUUUUUCUUCCACUCUCUUUUGUGACAAGUUUCUUUGGAAUGAACACUACAGAUGUCCGUGAGCUAGACAGAGACCAGAGGAUAUUUUGGUCGUCUGCAGUCCCUUUGACUCUGGCAGUCUCCAGUCUUGCUCUGAUUUUUGGUUACAGGUGGGACACGGUCACCGCAUUGUUCUUCAAGGCAUUCAAGAUUCAAGAUUCAUCAAGAGUCUAUGAAGAGCUGGAAAAGGACCUAACUUCUCAGCUGGGUACAGAAAAUGCUGGAACUAGUUGUAAAACCGAUCUCUCCGCCGCAUCAAAACUUCGAACAUCAUCAGGGUUUCGCAUUGAGAGGAGAUGGAAAAGGAAACCAUGGAAGAAAAGGAUACCGGAGCCAUUUAAGGGACACGAAGUAGUUUAG